CCAGCCAAAGCCAUGUUUUCCUGUGGUUAGCUCUGUAUCCACGACCAGCCAUGACCUCCCAGAUUCGUCAGAAUUACUCCACCGAGGUGGAGGUUGCCGUCAACCGCCUGGUCAACUUGCAUCUGCGGGCCUCCUACACCUGCCUCUCUCUGGGCUACUAUUUCGAUUGCGAGGAUAUGGGUCUGGACUGCGAGGGCGCACAGCGCCUCCUGAAGAUGCAGAACCAGGAUGUGCAGAAACCUUCUCAGGACGAGUGGGGUAAAACCGUGGAAGCCAUGGAAGCCGCCCUGGCCCUGGAGAAGAGCCUGAACCAAGCCAUUGUGGAUCUUCAUGCCUUGGGUUCUGUUCGCACAGACCCCCAUCUCUGUGACUUCCUAGAGAACCACUUCCUGGAUGAAGAGGUGAAGCUCAUCAAGAAGAUGGGCGACCACUGAACCAACCUUCGCAGGCUGGGGGCCCCUCAAGCCCAGC
Messenger RNA from Dipodomys spectabilis (banner-tailed kangaroo rat), 471 nucleotides. Its product is annotated as ferritin light chain-like. The transcript has a single exon. Gene Ontology annotation, biological process: iron ion transport; intracellular iron ion homeostasis. Gene Ontology annotation, molecular function: ferrous iron binding; ferric iron binding. Bases 51 to 434 code for a protein of 127 amino acids. The record is from RefSeq and is a predicted model, not a curated record. Lineage: Eukaryota; Metazoa; Chordata; Mammalia; Rodentia; Heteromyidae. Gene Ontology annotation, cellular component: cytoplasm.